GGUGACUCUGUCAGAAAGAAACAAAAGAGAAAUCAGCAUGCAGCCAAAGACUGGCCUCAAUUUUCUACCAGGGACUCUCUAGAAAAGCCCCAAGGAAGCUUUUCCUUAGCAACAGCCCUUGGAUCUCCAGACUGCCCUAAACCCUGAACUCUGGUGGUCAGCUUCAGCUUCUGUCUCCCAGUUUGCCUUCACACCAGUGCAAUGCAGGUGGCAGCUGUUGCAGCAGAUGUGAUCCUGCUUCUCAGCAUGGGCUGGACAUCUGACUCUCUCUGCUCACCCACCAUAUUUUACAGAGACUGCUGGAUCCGACGUUUCCCAGGUCUCCUUGUUGAACUGGAGGAGUCUCAGAAGUUGGGAGCCCAGUUCUUGAAAUACUAUUCUGAGAGCACUGGCCAGAAGUGUAGUAGGAGCUGCUGCCUCAGGAAGGACGUGUCUUGUAACUUGGCUGUCUUUUUUCAUGACCCUAUUCACAACAAUGUCAACUGCCUCCACAUCCACUGCCCAACACUAGAGAGCUGCAUACUGGAGCCUGGAACCAGUGCCAUUUUAUACAACAUAACAGACGGUAUAGAUCCAGAUUUGCUGGUUUUGGGGCAAUCACCUCCUACAUAGCUAAAUACCCAUUCUGAUAAGUGGGACAAACUAAAGAUUCUAAAAGCUAUGAAUGUAUAUGAUAUACAACAAGCUACCAAAAUAAACCACGUGCUGCCCUCAACAGAGGCUCUGUUAUCAACUACACCUGAAGAUUCAGUUGUAAACACAAACAAUACCAGUUAUCUCAAGGAAUUAAACACAGAUUUGGGGGCAAGAUUCAUUUCCCUGAAUGACUCCAUUAUCACCAAGGCAAAUAUGGUGUCACCAAGUGCUAACUUCAUCAACAGUCCAUAUAACAAGACUAUUUCUCCUUUCUUUGUGCCCAUAGACACAAAAGUUCCUCACAUGUGGGUUCCACUCCAAUUUAACAGUAGCAAACAAUUACUGAACAAAACCAAGGGGAACAACAGCAGAAACCACACAUCUGAAAAUGAUGAUGAGGCAGCUGUGACUUCCAAGACCUUGCUGGCAUCUGUGGCCUUGUGUACCUCUGUCAUAUUUCUUUGCUGUUGUGUUCUUUGCUGUCCAAAGCAACAGGGCCAGUAUAAAUUAGGAUAGAGAAAACCAGGACCCAGGCAGAAUAAAAUAUGUAAUAUGCUGAAGGAGAGCUCUUUAAAGUUGUAGUAAGAUUACAAGUUUUCGAGGGUUUCAUUUCCAGUUUUCUGUAAGACAAGGGCAGUUUCAGUUACACAGGAUACCCGCUCCUACCACUCUUACAGAGGCCAAUGCUUGAUUAACAUAACUGCUUUCUUAGUUAUUUCUAUUGUUUGGGGGGGGGGUUGGUACCGGGGAUUGAACUCAGGACCUUGUGCUUACAAGGCAGGGGCCAGAACCACUGAGCUAAAUCCUCAGCCCUCUAUUGUUUUUGAUUAGUGUUUCCUUUGCCCAGCUUCCAAAAGUCAGAGCCUGUAGCAGUUAUUUAGCACCAUGUAAAUCACAAUUCAGCUGUAUUAACUGAGUCCUUGUAGCUCUGUGGGUUAGGUGUACUACUACUAUUGCAUAAUAUCAAACUAUUAUAUUCUUACUCCUGCCUUUUACAGAUAAUAAAACUGGGGUGAAGAGAGUGUAAGCAUGUUGGGUGAAAUCACACAGGCAGUAGUAAAGCCAGGACCUUGAUGUAGACAAUCUUUCAAAAGCCCAUGUUCAAAAUCACUGAUAGAUUAAGAGCCUCUGUUUUUCCAAUAAACAUGAAAAAAGAUGCCAGGAAGACAAUAUCAUACCAUCAUCAGGUAUGUUUCUCAGUCAAGGUCAAACUACUGUCACAUAGGGUAAUAAAAUCAUUUAGUGGUUGGAGCAAAAAAGUACUAUUACAAUUACUAAAUCCAUAAGCAAAUGCUUUCUGCUUUUCAUGUUCAAUUGAUUAAACUUUCCCAAUCCCAUUCCUCUUAUUUUCUGUGGCAGAGAGGCAUUUCAAUCAAUUAUGUAUGUAAUUUUUGAGACUUCUGUUGAAUAAAACUUGAGAGAUUUUGUUUGCUUCCUUCACUUGUACACUGUGUUUUCUCAGAUGUAAAUACUAUCUCUAGGCAUUUCAGUUCUGUCCCAGUCUUAUGCCAGACUUAUCCUCUAAAUCUUAUGCUUCAGCCUCUUAAAUAUAGAAUAUCACAUUUCAAGGCUGUAAUGAUCUCAGAUUUUA
Messenger RNA from Heterocephalus glaber (naked mole-rat), 2227 nucleotides. It is a transcript of the gene Mansc4, whose product is annotated as MANSC domain containing 4. Gene Ontology annotation, molecular function: serine-type endopeptidase inhibitor activity. Gene Ontology annotation, cellular component: plasma membrane. NCBI's taxonomy places the organism in Eukaryota, Metazoa, Chordata, Mammalia, Rodentia, Bathyergidae. The record is from RefSeq and is a predicted model, not a curated record. Gene Ontology annotation, biological process: epidermis development; epithelium development; extracellular matrix organization.